This is a messenger RNA of Physcomitrium patens, 2133 nucleotides long. RefSeq lists its product as uncharacterized. The record is from RefSeq and is a predicted model, not a curated record. Lineage: Eukaryota; Viridiplantae; Streptophyta; Bryopsida; Funariales; Funariaceae.
GCGACGGUGAGUGUGUGUGGAGAGGAAGGGAAGGCAUCACUUUGUAGCUUUCCGUCUGCAUGCUUCACCACACACGCCUGUAGCAGCAGCAGCCAUGGACGGAUCUCCAUUCUGGGUCUUGUUGCUCAUUCGCCCCUGCUCAUAGACUCCUCUGCUUGCGCUGCGAGGAAUUCGACUCCAUUCUGGGCAAUUCCCACUCUGUGCUGCAGCUUCCAUGGCGAACUUGACAACUCCGCACGGCAAGGCUCUCUCGGGGUGCCACUCUCGCUCCCUCUCUUCUCCUCUCUUGCUUCAGCAGCAGCUUUCCUUCGCCAUCCCUGCCACGCCCCGCAAGUGCCACCACGUCCCUUGCGCCCUGUUCUGGAGUCGACCCAGGAGCAAACGCCUCACCCCGAGCCCGCCCAAGGAUCAGUUCAUCAUCUCCGCGGACCUCACCUCGCAGCAGGCGAAACAAGAGACGGCUAGGGAUUCUGACGUUUCGCCCUUGACACUGACCGUCUCGGUAGUGUCCUCCAUUUCGCUUGUGUCGGCAGAGGCGUGGGAUCUGUGCGCAGUCGAAGCUGCGGGACCAGGGUCAGAGAAUCCAUUUGUUUCUCAUGGAUUUCUGUCGAGUUUGGAGGACAGCAAAAGCGCCGUUGCAGAGGAGGGUUGGUUACCCCAGCACCUCGUUGCACGGGACGCGUCAAAUGAAAUUCUGGGGGUUGUGCCACUAUAUCUUAAAAGCCAUUCGUAUGGAGAGUAUGUGUUCGACCACGCAUGGGCUGAUGCGUUCUAUCGCUACGGCGGAGCCUAUUACCCGAAACUUCAAUGCUGCGUGCCAUUCACUCCAGCCACAGGCCCGCGCCUUUUAGUUAGAGACGGCCCAUUCCGGGAUCAGGUUUUUGAUGGCCUUGCGAAAUGUAUGCAACAAUUGACUGAUCAGAUGAAAGCUUCGUCGCUGCACAUAACGUUUCCAGAGAGAGAAGAAUGGGACCGGGUCGCCAAAGUAGGCUAUUUAAAGAGAAUGGGACUACAAUAUCAUUGGAAGAACCGCGACUACGGCAGCUUUGAUGAUUUUUUGAUGGAUUUGAAGCAAAGCAAGCGAAAAAACAUACGCCAAGAGCGGAAGAAGAUUGUUACACAAAAUAUUACCAUGAAGCGGCUACGAGGUGAUGACAUCAAGCCUUAUCAUUGGGAUGCCUUCUAUACCUUCUAUCGGAGUACCACUGAUAACAAGUGGGGUCAGGCCUACCUUACUAGGGAAUUUUUUCAUUUGAUGGGCGAGCGCAUGGGCGAUCGUGUGCUCCUUGUCGUGGCCGAAGACAAGGGGAAGCUUGUUGCGGGUGCGCUCAAUCUCAUUGGCGGUGAUACACUAUACGGCCGGAAUUGGGGAUGUGCGGAGUACGCCCACUAUAAUUCGCUUCACUUCGAAGCUUGCUACUACCAGGCAAUUGAAGCUGCCAUUGAGAUGAAGUUAAAAACAGUGGAAGCCGGCGCUCAGGGGGAGCACAAAAUCCAGAGAGGGUAUCUGCCCACCGCCACUUACAGUGCUCAUUACCUUCCAGACCCCGACUUUCAUGAUGCCAUUGAAAGUUUCUUGUUGCGUGAAACUGUACAAACGAAGAUGGCUCUGAAGUACCUGGAAGAGGUGAGCCCAUUCAAAGAUGGUAUUCACUAGAAUGAAUAAUCUGAUGGUGAAAUUUGGAGCAAAUAUACAGAAUUCAUGAGCAACCCAGGGCCAAGCCAACUCUGCCAAGGGUUUCCUGCUCUCAAAUCGUACUCCUGUAUCAUAUUUUCUAAAACAUUUACAUGAGUUGGACUCAGUGAAACCCUUUUCCUCGGGUGCCUAGAUGGAGUACAGAACUCUGACAAGGUGAAAGAGGCUCGACAAAGCAGUCCAUAGCAGCUUGAUAAGUUGUUAACCCGUUGCCAUCUCAGAAUCAUGACAUUUGUUAACCUCAUUCUUCUAUCGCAGUAAAGCUUGAAUGAGAGUGAUUCAUGUCAGUUGUGGAGGGUGAUAAGCUUGGUAGCCAGGGUUCGAAUGAGUGUAGAGGCAGAAACAACGCAAUCUUUGUCAGUACCUAUCAACAUUUUGGAAGUUUCGUGAUCCUUCAAAGUUAAGGUCCCUUGCGAAAAGCUUUCUACUAUCCAUUA